AUGAGCAAGAUUAUCAAGCCUCCUAGUACGCGAACAGCGGACUUUCGUACAUUGGAAAGAGAAUCAAGAUUUAUAAACCCUCCAAAGGAUAAGUCUGCAUAUCCGCUACUUGAAGAAGCUGUGCAACCUCAUAUUGGGUCAUUCAAUGCGCUGACGAAAGCUGAUGAGACGGGCGGUCUGUUGAAUGAGGCAGUAAAGGAUAUUGGCGAGAAAGUUAUCUUUGAUGGUAAGAUCUCAGAUGAUGAGACAAAGAGCGAUUAUUUAGGGAAUAAACUAUCUGUUAGCGUUGAGCAAGUUUCCAUCGCCAAGCCAAUGUCUAACGACGGAGUUUCUUCUGCUGUCGAAAGGAAAGUUUAUCCUGCGGAGACAAGACAAAGACUUUCAUCGUACAAGGGAAAACUCAUGCUGAAAUUGAAAUGGUCAGUAAAUGAUGGCGAGGAGACUUUUUCAGAAGUUAGAGAUUGCGGUGGUCUGCCCAUAAUGCUUCAGAGUAAUAGGUGCCAUUUAAAUAAAUUAUCGCCGUUGGAGUUAGUCAAACACAAAGAGGAAUCUGAUGAAGCUGGUGGCUACUUCAUCGUUAAUGGUAUUGAAAAGUUGAUUAGAAUGUUGAUUGUUCAGAGAAGAAAUCAUCCAAUGGCCAUUAUAAGACCUUCCUUCGCCAACAGAGGUGCAUCCUAUUCUCAAUAUGGUGUUCAAAUUAGAUGUGUUAGGCCUGAUCAAACUUCUCAAACUAACGUUUUACACUAUCUUAAUGAUGGUCAAGUUACAUUCAGAUUUUCUUGGAGAAAGAAUGAAUAUUUGGUUCCCGUUGUUAUGAUUUUGAAAGCUUUAACUGAUACCAACGAUAAAGAGAUUUUUGACGGUAUUGUUGGUUCAGAUUUGGACAACAGUUUCUUGACUGACCGUUUGGAAUUGCUAUUGAGAGGAUUUAAGAAAAGAUAUCCAUUAUUACAUAACAGGAGACAAAUUUUACAAUAUUUGGGUGAUAAGUUCCGCAUCGUUUUUCAAGCUUCCCCAGAUAAAUCGGAUUAUCAAGUUGGACAAGAAGUUUUGGAUCGCAUCGUUCUUGUUCACUUAAAUAAAGGAUCCCAACAAGAUAAAUUCAGAAUGUUAUUAUUUAUCAUAAGAAAGUUAUAUUCGUUGGUCGCUGGGGAGUGCUGUCCCGAUAAUCCAGAUGCUACGCAACAUCAGGAAGUGCUUUUGGGUGGGUUUUUAUAUGGCAUGAUUUUGAAAGAGAAAAUCGAAGAAUAUUUGCAAACAAUCACUGCACAGAUUAGAACUGAUAUUAAUCGUGGAUCGGCAAUUAAUUUUAAGGAUCACAAGUACAUGAAUCGUGUCUUGAUGAGAGUAAAUGAAAAUAUCGGCUCAAAACUACAGUACUUUUUGUCCACGGGUAACCUAGUUUCUCAAUCUGGUCUAGAUUUACAACAAGUUUCUGGUUAUACGGUUGUUGCAGAAAAGAUCAAUUUUUAUCGUUUCAUUUCUCACUUUAGAAUGGUUCAUAGAGGUUCAUUUUUUGCACAAUUGAAGACAACAACGGUCAGAAAAUUAUUACCUGAAUCAUGGGGAUUCCUGUGCCCCGUUCAUACUCCAGAUGGUUCUCCAUGUGGUUUGUUAAAUCAUUUUGCCCAUAAAUGUCGUAUCUCAACAAAACAGUCCGAUGUAUCAAAGAUUCCGUCGAUUUUGUAUUCACUCGGUGUUACGCCAGCUUCACAAGCAUCAACAGCUGGUCCAUCUUUUUGUUGUGUUCAAUUAGAUGGUAAAGUUAUAGGUUGGGUAUCACACGAGCAAGGGAAAGUAAUUUCUGACACUUUAAGAUUUUGGAAAGUCGAAGGUAAAACACCCGGCCUACCUUUAGAUCUAGAAAUCGGAUACGUUCCACCAUCAAGUCGUGGUCAAUACCCAGGUUUAUAUAUCUUUGGUGGCCAUUCAAGGAUGAUGCGUCCUGUGCGUUAUCUACCAUUGGACAAAGAGGAUAUCGUAGGUCCAUUUGAACAGGUCUAUAUGAAUAUUGCAGUAACUCCACAGGAACUUCAAAAUAAUGUCCAUACACAUGUUGAAUUUACUCCAACGAAUAUUUUAUCUAUAUUGGCUAAUUUAACACCGUUUUCAGAUUUCAAUCAAUCGCCAAGAAAUAUGUAUCAGUGUCAAAUGGGUAAACAAACUAUGGGUACUCCUGGUGUUGCAUUAGUCCAUCGUUCGGACAAUAAACUUUAUAGAUUACAAACGGGUCAGACUCCGAUUGUAAAAGCUAACUUAUAUGAUGAUUAUGGUAUGGAUAAUUUCCCUAAUGGUAUGAACGCCGUUGUUGCCGUCAUUUCCUAUACCGGUUACGAUAUGGACGAUGCAAUGAUCAUUAACAAAUCUGCGGAUGAAAGAGGUUUUGGUUAUGGUACAAUGUAUAAAACUGAAAAAGUUGAUCUUUCACUCAAUAGAAGUCGUGGAGAUCCAAUUUCUCAGCAUUUUGGCUUUGGAAGUGAUGAAUGGCCAAAGGAAUGGUUAGAAAAAUUAGAUGAUGAUGGAUUGCCAUAUAUUGGUACAUAUGUGGAAGAGGGGGAUCCAAUCUGCGCAUAUUUUGAUGACACUCUGAAUAAGACAAAGAUAAAAACUUACCAUUCUUCCGAACCUGCAUAUAUUGAGGAAGUCAAUCUUAUCGGUGAUGAAUCAAAUAAAUUUCAAGAGCUACAAACAGUUACAAUAAAAUAUCGUAUCAGAAGAACCCCUCAAAUUGGUGACAAAUUUUCCUCUAGACAUGGGCAAAAAGGUGUUUGUUCAAGAAAAUGGCCAACCAUCGAUAUGCCUUUCAGUGAAACCGGUAUUCAGCCAGAUAUAAUCAUUAAUCCUCAUGCUUUUCCAUCUCGUAUGACAAUUGGUAUGUUCGUUGAAUCUCUUGCUGGUAAAGCUGGUGCCCUUCACGGCAUUGCACAAGACGCCACGCCAUGGAUGUUCAAUGAAAAUGAUACUCCAGCUGACUAUUUUGGUGAGCAACUACUAAAAUCUGGUUAUAACUAUCAUGGUAAUGAGCCAAUGUAUUCUGGUGCUACAGGUGAAGAGUUAAGAGCAGAUAUAUAUGUAGGUGUCGUCUACUAUCAAAGAUUACGUCAUAUGGUUAACGACAAGUUCCAGGUGCGUUCAACCGGUCCUGUCAAUAGUUUGACAAUGCAACCUGUCAAAGGUAGAAAAAGACAUGGUGGUAUCCGUGUUGGUGAAAUGGAAAGAGAUGCAUUAAUAGGGCAUGGUACAGCCUUCCUGCUCCAAGAUCGUUUAUUAAACUGUUCCGAUUACACUCAAACUUCUGUGUGCCGUGAAUGUGGUGCUAUCCUUACAACUCAACAAAGUGUACCAAGAAUAGGCUCACUCUCUUCAUUACGUUGUCGUCGUUGCGCUGUGAAGUUUGAUGAUGCCAAGAAGAUGUUAUCCAAAUAUAAAGGCACCAAGAGUGUUUUCAUCGAUGACUCUCAAGUAUGGGAAGAUGGUCAAGGUAAUAAAUUCGUUGGUGGUGGAGAUACUACCACGGUUGCCAUUCCAUUUGUGUUGAAAUAUUUAGAUUCGGAACUUGCAGCAAUGGGUAUCAGAUUGCGCUACAACGUGGAACCUCGUUGA
Molecule: messenger RNA, 3603 nt
Organism: Zygotorulaspora mrakii
Lineage: Eukaryota; Fungi; Ascomycota; Saccharomycetes; Saccharomycetales; Saccharomycetaceae
Gene: RPA135
Product: DNA-directed RNA polymerase I core subunit RPA135
Exons: 1
Coding region: 1-3603 (1200 amino acids)
Biological process (GO): DNA-templated transcription
Cellular component (GO): RNA polymerase I complex; nucleus
Molecular function (GO): DNA-directed RNA polymerase activity; DNA binding; ribonucleoside binding
Source: RefSeq, a predicted model, not a curated record